GGAGAGAAAGAUAUGGUCCCACAAGAGAGUCCAAGCCACAUACACACAAUUUACACACACAUACAUUCUCUCCCUCUCUCGGUUUUGUGGAAUAGUGGAUUACUUUUUGAAAUCAAGCAGAUGCAUGAUCAGGUGGCCGCUUGUCCCAGCUGCCUUAAGGUGUGACAUGAACCAUGGAAGGGUGCAGAGGUCCGCUUACUAGCUCACCUCGCAGCCGCCUGACCAGCCGGAGCCCAGGGGGAUCCUGCAGAAUGCAGCUGGGCUCUCACUAGCACCGAGUGGACCCUGUCCUUUCGCACGUGGGACCAGGGCUGCAGAAUGCUCAGUCCUGUCACCCCUUACACAGGUCUGUUGAAGAUGCACUGGUCUCCGGAGCACACCGCCCCUCUGUCUCAGUGGCCUGAGCAGCACCUCGACGUCACCUCCACCACGUCGCCCCCAACUGUCCACAAGCAUGAGUCCUAUGCCGCUGCUACUCGCCGUGGUUACCCCUAUGCCGGUUACCCUUGGGCCAGUGACGACAUAUCAGCCCUGACCGCUUCUUCACUUCUCAAGCGCUAUGCUGAGAAGUACUCAGGCCUGGAGCUGCCCUAUGAGCGUCCUGUUGCAGGGGCCUACUCAGAGCCUGGCGCUUUCCUUAAAACAGAAUCUGAGCCCUGGGCGAUCAGCCAGGGCAUCGAGUGCUACCCCGGACUUGAAGCGCUAACUGGUGCCAAGGUGGGUUCUGGCAUCCCGGCCACAGGAAGUGUGACUGUUGUGAGCAGUAACUUAGCCUCAGAGCCAGGCUACAGUAGUGUUGGCUCCUGCGGUGUACCGUCACCACAGGACUAUCCUCCUGCCUACAACAGCACCUACCUGACCUCAGGGUACUGCCCUCAGCCUGGCACAGCACUUCCCCCAGCCCCUCUUCACACUUUGCAGGCCACACCCACUUUAGUGCCCAGCUAUAGUGCAAGCACUCCAGUCUACAACUACCCGCCAGGCUGUUAUCCCCAAAACAGCCUCUCUUCUGGAUAUAGCCACACCAGUGCCUCCUAUCUACCCUCUGUGAUUAGUACCCCUACCCCAUUACCCCCCAGGCCCACUAUGGUGGCGGGCAGUUACAGCUACCCAUCCCACAGCCUAGGAGGGGCCACCGAGGCUGGAGCACCGCUGAAACGCAAAGCUUUUGAGAUGGGAGAAGACGGGCAAGAGGGAGCCGAGGUAGAGGGAUCGCGCUAUCGAAAGUACAGCAAUGGCGUCAGCAAAGGCAACGGCUAUAACACAAGUGGCUCAGGUUCUGAUCCACAGGCCUACAAACCUGGGAAGCCCCUAAUGUCACCCUCUUAUCGCGGCACAGGAGCAUACAGCCCCCCGUCCGGCCUGCCAGUGGAAAGCGUGCCAGGGGAUCACAGCUUUCCUCAGCAGAGGAUGUCUAUGAAGAUACCGGCAUCGCACACACGAGCUGAGGACCCCACUGGGGGUCACUGAUGAUCCCCAGUUUACAAAAUUCCCUCACGCUUGGAACCCCAAAGACACUUGCUUUGAAUAUCACUUACCACAAGAGGGCACAAGAGUGAAGUUUAUCAUUAUUUUUGUUUCCUUCUUAUUAUCCACGUGUUCCCAAAGAUACACAGGGGCAUUUGAUCCUGUAAGACAUAAAGCAUUAUCUGCAUAGUCAGCAUUAAUCUCAGGAUCUAUUUAUUUCUUCCAAGCAGCACUGAAAUGUUGCUUUUUUUGGUGGCAGUAGGAGUAAAGAUAUGUGGCUCUGAUGUUUAACAGGUCCCUGACUGCAAUGUUCCAUACCUGCCCACAGAGAUAAUUUCUGACCAAAAAGUAAGGAGAGCAAUAAUUCAAAAGGUGAGACUGUCGUACCACUUCAGCACAAUCAUGACUGAUUUUGAGGCUUUAGGAAAGGAAUCUUUACGUUCCCUCUUGUGUUCCUGCUAUUCUGCCUCUUGUGUUCUACCCAAUGCUAAUGUUUAUACAAAAGCAGGCUGCUUAAAUGAAGCUGGCCUUUGAGUCGUUCUAGCGCAGGAUUUCAUUGUUGUAUUUAAACGGUAUUUGGCGUUGACAAAGACAGUGUAUUUAGUAGGGGUGUAACGGUAUGCCAUAUGCACGAUCGGUAUACCUCGGUUUUAAAGUCCUGAUUCAUUUUGGGUACAGUAAGUGGACAAGACGUGUGUAAACAAAUGUAAUAGUUUUUUUUUUAUGAAACAGAAAAAAAACUGCAUAUUAUCCAUGCCUUUUCUAUACUGCGUAUCUCCAGUAGCGUUGCGAGUAAGUUGCAGCCUAUCCCAAGAAAUUAAAAAGAAAUAAAUGUUAAGUAAUAUUUUACAGUUUAACAGACGUGUCAAACACAUUAAAAUGAAAGGAUGUGAGAGCCACUUUCAUACGUUAAAGAAGCUGAAAGCAACCCACUGUAGGUCAAUAUAUGCUAAGCUAUCUGAACAAAACAUCUAAGCUUUGCGUUAUAUGGGACAAAGCGAAUUAGCGUAAUAUCUAAUAAUACAUGUUAAUAAGGAAUUUUAUUUAAUUUUACAGUAAUGGCCAACAAAAAAGUAUCCAAGAGCUAAACAUUCGACUGAUGGUUUACAGUGUUUCUUUUUAGAAAAGUGCAACAAUACAUAUGUUCAACUGUUUAAACAGUGUGAUUUAUUGUUUAAUUUUCAUUGGAAUAAUGUUCUUUAUUGGUUGAUGUGCUGCAUUAAUAGUUCCAGCUACUGAACAAUGACGGCACACUACUUUUGUUUUAUCCACUCACCGGGAAAGCCAAGUGCUCCCAAACAUUGAAGAGGGAAGAGAAGAGGGUUUUCAAGCCUUGGGUUCUCCUUGGCACUAUCCCUAGCCAAGGCUGGACUGCACGGUUUUUGUUUACGGAGUGGACGCCUGAUGCGGGGUAGACUUCCUGUCCCUCACUUAAACGCGUACCUUGUGAGAAAUUGGUAUGCCUCUGUACCGAACCGAUUGAGACUACACGUAGCUUUACACCCCUACUACUUAACGUAUGCAACUUUGGGGCACAUUAAUUACUCAUUUUCUACCAGAAUCCGUCUUAUAUUUUGUCUUAACUAUAUGAGCAACAAUCAUGCUACAUACUGCUGAACUUAGCAAUGCAAGCGACAGCUUGUGUUUCGAUGCACACGGGACGUCAAAACAGGCCUUUGGAAAGUUAGCCUGCUUGCAUUUACUUCGCUCUUUAUUGUUUUUGCCUCUCUAAAGGAAGAUUUGUCCUCAUGUUAUUGAAUACUCAGGAAGAAUAUUGUUACCUCACAAUGAUGAUGUAAGAAUGUAUGUUAAUACCGCUUGUAGGGACCUCUUUGGAGCCAAAUUGGGGUUGUCGAAAAACAAAAACAUACUCUGAACUCUUCAGGGAAUUGACAAGGCCUUUUACAUUAACAGUGAACACACACACAAACACACAAAUGCACACACAUAUAUGCACACACACGUACAGCUUUAUAGCUCUGGGAAAGUGGCGAUAUUUGUACCAAGGCCUGAAAUGUUGAAUGUAAUUGAGAUUCUUUUUUUUUUUUUUAAAGAAAAAGGACAAUACAUGCCAUAAUGUACAUGGAUGACAUUUUUAGAUAUAUGAAACAUAUUUUCUUCAUGUAUAGAUUCCCUUAUAGAUUUUUGGUGGCGAUGAAUGGUGAUAUGUGUUUAGUGUGUGUAGUUAGCAGCAGGGCAAAGCACUCCAUGACGAACAACUGACAAAUUAAAUGCUACAGUACACAGUACAUUAGAUAUGUUUAUCAAAAGGUCUUAAUAAAGUUUGCUAUCAAAUGAUUGUUGAAUUGGCGUCACAAAGGAGGAUUGUGACUAUUUGCUUAAUGUCACUUUGUGAGUACAUUUAAGAGCGCGCCCUCAUUCAGUUGGAAAUGGAUUGAUUUGAUGUUUCAACUUUUUUGCAGUAUUUGCAUUUGCGUUCACACUUGGUGUUGGCUAAAUGAUCACGUGGCUAUUUCUGUCACAGACUAAGUCUACACAAUAAGGACUUGGUUUGGACACCAUCCGUGACAUAUUACAAGAUGUAACUCAUAAUAUUCCAAAUAAAAAUUCUCCUUGCUGCUAUAUUCAGCUUAGAUUUUACAAAAAGCCUAAUAAAUAAACGUUUAAAUGGUGCCACACACACAGAGGGAGAAAGCGGAACAGAGACAGUCCUUCCAACUGAUUUUCUCUGUGCCUUUGGUCCGUAUUGCGCUCACAUUUGAGUUCAGAGCAAUCAAACAGCACUAGAGUUGCUGAUAAAUGGGUUUUAGACGGCUUGAAGGUUUAGGAUGAUGGUGUUCACAUAUUUGUCAUUGGACCGAGGGCUGCGAAGUAAAGAACAUAUUUAUAGAGUCAGGAUUUGAUUGGACAGAUUUUGUGACAUAUUAUGUGGCGUAACACAAAAAAACUAAACACGGUCUGGUGGGUUGAAUACUUUGGGUAUUUCUAUAAAGUAGUGAUGGUUAAAAGACGCCUCAGUGACUCACGGGCUGUAUUGAUACUGCACUGAUUAUGUGAUGGUGUUUCAUAAUGGCGGUAUCUGCUGCAUUAAAAAACUAAAUUUACCCGAAAAUCGAAUUGGCAUUUGUAAAUAGUUUGUGCAGCAAGGAAUAUGAAACACACAGCUCGGCUCAAUGACCAUUUGGUAAACAGGAAUAGAAAAACAUUAUCUCAAACACACAUCUAAAUUUUUUCUUUUUCUUAGUUUCAUUUAGAUCAACGGCUCAAUGGCAAUGGAAUUUGAUGUCAAACGCGGCACACCACUCUUCCGAUUACUCAUCUCGUGAGCUGAAAAAGGCACUUCUUGAUAAAGACCAGUUUAGUGCUUCAGUCAGAUGACACAGCAGCUGUAUCUGUAAUGUUUUUUUUUUUUUUAAAGUGAUCAUACGCAUGAACACAUCGAAGUAUCGAGAGAUGGUAUCAAUUCAUUCCUAAUAUGUGGUCAGAUUUUACCUAACUAGAUUUCACAAAAAGCUUAUAAAAUAUACUUUUUAGGGGCGCCACACACACACAGAGAGAGACAGCGGAACAGAGACGCAGCCCUUCCAAUGCAUUUUCUUGUACAUAUUUGCUCUUACUGCAUGCUUUUGAUGUCAUUUUAACACUGCUAUGUGUCUUUGGGCCUUGCAGUGUUCCAGUUUGAGCUCAAGUGAACCUAGCAAAGGCACCAGAGCUCCUUUUAACCAAGCCAUACAUGCCAAGUGUGAACGCAGCUUGAAAGCGUGAUGCAAAACAAUGAGAAUAAGACUCAAUUUCGAACAUGUCUUUGAACCAACCUGGUUUUUAAAAGUAUUUAAGCGCUUAGAAUUGAAUGCUCUUCACUGUUCUCCACAAGCUUUUGUUCUCAUUCAGCGAGUUUUGUCAAACCCAAAUUGGAUCGCAGUGUUUUUCUUUUUUUGUUGUUUGUUUGUCGUCAUAUCUCGUGCUUCUCCGUAACCAUUUCUACCUCAUUUUGAAGACAAUGUACAUGGAAGUAUUUAUUUCAUGUCGUUUCAUGUGCCAGUUCAGGAGCAGUAAUGUUUCUCCACUUUGACCCGUUACAGUCUACCUCAUGAAAACUGUUGUGUUGAUGAAAAUGAAGAUACUGUACCAAAAAAAGAGGAAAAAAAAAAAAUCAUACUGAAUCGGAUUUUGUGUUAUUUUUGUCUAUCAAACCAAAAAUGUUUGAUGUUUGAGUGUUGUCGUUCACUAAACUGUAUG
Nerophis lumbriciformis (worm pipefish) is the source of this 5667-nucleotide messenger RNA. Its product is annotated as fidgetin-like protein 2. The record is from RefSeq and is a predicted model, not a curated record. Lineage: Eukaryota; Metazoa; Chordata; Actinopteri; Syngnathiformes; Syngnathidae.